AUGAAAGCUAAAGUCCCAAAGGACUUCAAAGCUCCUGACAUGACCCCAAACGAUGGUACAUCUGAUCCAAGCCAUCAUCUCAGCAAUUUCAGAAGCAAGAUGCAUCUCACAGAUGCCUCGGAUGCCAUUCGAUGCAAAGCUUUUCUAAUUACUCUAACCAAGACGGCAAUAAAGUGGUUCGACAGUUUGCCGCCAAGGUCAAUAGCAAGCUUCGACGACCUCGCCAAGAAAUUCCUCUCUAGAUUCACCAUCCAGAAAGACAAAGCCAAGCAUGCCCCUAGCCUGUUAGGGAUUAAGCAAGGAGAUCGGAGAAGCCUCCGUAACUACAUGGAAAGAUUCAACAAGGAAUGUUUGGACAUACAAAAUCUGCCAACAGAAGCAGCUAUCAUGGGGCUCAUCAACGGCCUAAGAGAAGGACCUUUUAGCCACUCAAUAUCUAAGAAGCACUCAACAUUUCUAAACGAGGUGCAAGAGCGGGCAGAAAAGUACAUUAAUAUGGAAGAGAACUCUUGA
Molecule: messenger RNA, 513 nt
Organism: Arachis stenosperma
Lineage: Eukaryota; Viridiplantae; Streptophyta; Magnoliopsida; Fabales; Fabaceae
Exons: 1
Coding region: 1-513 (170 amino acids)
Source: RefSeq, a predicted model, not a curated record